AUUUUGCGAAAGAAAUUCUUGAUGGUUCCGAAGUUAUAAAAACUGAGACGACCGAUAACACUGGAACUUUCCAGUGACUUCCGCGGAUGGCUCAGAACAUCGAAGGUAUUUCUUCCACUUCUACACCUUCUUCUCCCUCUCAGAGCACGAUUUUAUCUCUCACUGGUGCUAAAUCGAGAUAAAGAUUUGACGAAAAGAGUGAAAUUUCAAGAAUGUUUGGAGUAGUAUUCCCUAAUCGGAGCUUCCCUAUGGAUAUAUCCACCUUCGCUCAAAUCGACACCACCCACUGGCUCCUCGAUAUGAACACCUUCGUCGGGGAAGCGUACGACUCAAUCCGGGAAGUCUGCAUCUUCCUUUUGAAUAACUUCACGCUCCCGCCGGAUAAAGCUCUCGCCGUGUACAUCCAAUCUCCGGGCUCGCCGUUCCUUUUCUGCGGCGCUGUCACGCUGUCCCGCCCUUCCGCGGUGCUAACAUUGCCGUGGCCAGAACCGGGCGGGGAACUCCAGCUCACGGCGGAUGCCACACCGCUGUCUGCUAAGAUCGGCGUCUCGGUUGAGGAACUAGCCACGCUGCCGUCACUCGAUGUGGCUGCGGAGAAGAAGAUCGAGAGGCUGGCCAUGAAAGUGGGGGAGAACUUGUUCAAUUUCAUGCAAUCGUUUUGCGGUGUCGAUGGUAGCAGGCUAGUGGUGCCCAUGGAUAUUUUGGACAGGUGGUUCAAGAAAUUUCAAGAACGGGCCAAACGUGACCCGGAAUAUCUCAAAGGUUUCGCUCUUUAGUUUCUUUUUUAUUUCAACACAACAAAAAUCAAGCAGCCUACAUUUUUUGUUUGUACUGAUAUUUAUAUAUGCUGCGAAAGUUUGAUUCCUGCAAGCCUAGUGAUCGAGCUAAAUUAGAUGUGAUUUUGUAUGAUUAUUAUGUUGUAGCUUGUUAUGUUAUGAAGUGAGACCGCUUUCAUGAGAGUUUGUUUCCGUCCAACC
Cuscuta europaea is the source of this 977-nucleotide messenger RNA. NCBI's taxonomy places the organism in Eukaryota, Viridiplantae, Streptophyta, Magnoliopsida, Solanales, Convolvulaceae. The record is from the annotation of a GenBank genome assembly.